Messenger RNA from Colletotrichum acutatum, 1569 nucleotides. RefSeq lists its product as uncharacterized. The record is from RefSeq and is a predicted model, not a curated record. The transcript is spliced from 3 exons. The annotation marks the transcript as partial. NCBI's taxonomy places the organism in Eukaryota, Fungi, Ascomycota, Sordariomycetes, Glomerellales, Glomerellaceae.
GAUAAGGACUCGCUGCUGCUCAACGGGCUUCUACUCCAGGAGACUGUUGGUCGCGGUCGCCCAAAGGCUUUGUGCUACGAGGAUAUCCUCCUCAUGAUCGUUCGGCACCCUGUGACAGGUGCACCCACGCCAGCAAUGGCGAUUAAGUUCAUUCAUCACAAGGGAGCAGACAACAAACCGAGACCCACUAUUUUCUAUUUCACUCCGACCAAGAAGCUCAUCUUCUGUGCGGUCAGCACCAUCAUUGCUCUGGCUCUUCACGACCACGCCUUCGACGCCGCGAGUUUGACAUCCGCAUCCCAGGUACUACGAGCCCAGAUACGAGGCCCUACCCAGUGUACCCCACUACGUUGGAAGGCAUCUAUGCUUAAGACUCCUGUCUUUCGACGCAUUGAUGGCACACAGCUGGCGGCGGACGAGGCCAUGCCAUACUCUAAGUUACGGGAUGAUAUGGGCCGGCAAAGUCUCGACGCUGGCUUUGAAAAGCGUUGGACUCCGCGCUUUGCACGAAGAGGAGCAGCGAAUGCGGCGAACGGAAAUGCUCCCGACGCCGUGCGUGAUCAGAUGAUGCGCCACGAUCCUAAAUUUGCAACCUUCCACAAUGCCUAUAUCAAUGAGAAUGUCAACUUCGACCUGCAGAAUACUUUUCUAGAGGAAGAUGCUGAAAACCAGAUGUACAAACUAUUCGCGCACGUCAGCCUAACACGCGACCCUCGUGCCACAAGAGACAUGGUUCCUGUGGAAGUUUGGAACGACUUGCUACCCGACCCGGACAUUGUCAAAAUGGAGCGGCGCCGGGCAGAACUCAAAGACGGCCAAUACCGCAUACAAGGUAAGGAUGAAGAGGCUGAGAUCCGGAUGCUCACCAACCAAAUCCGCAUGAUGGAAGCUCGACGCGAUUUACACAUCGUCAAGGAAUAUCGCGAGUACUAUUUUUACCACCGUCCUACAUGGGACAUCGAGGCACAAGCUCGUGGCGAAGAGCAAGAAGAGUAUGUUGAGCCGAAAAUCGACCUACGGAUCCCCGAGCGUGCGCGUCUCGCCGAGAUUUUGUGCCAUCAGUCCGACGAUUGGACGCAGGACGACGUGUUACAGCGAAGAACCGAGGCCAUAGACCUAAUGGUGGCCUUAUGCGACAAGAGAGAAUCAGCCAAACGGGAUCGUAUCCAGCUACGGGCUCGCGCGGAACCGUCUGUUGCAGAAGAUGUCCACCCGCCGCCAACGGUUCCCCUUGUUUUAAAUGAGAAACAAUGUCCUGUCUGCGCUGGAGAUGACCGGCUUCCUUUAGAAGAGCGGACUUUCAAGUACUGCCGGACAACAGUCAGAAACGAUCAUUUCGACGACCAGCACCUUGAGGAACGAGAGCGCACCGUGACAAACGGCGGGGUUAUCCGAUGCAACCAUCCUCAGUGCCGGGAUGACCCACGCUUCCAGAAAAUGGAAUCGCUAGAUGCUUUCCGGAAUCAUGUGCGGGUUAAGCAUGGGGUUUCACUAAGAACUACAGCCCAGGUCGCGCAAAGACGCGAGAACAAAGCACGCCAAAGACGAAUGAGACAAGGGCUUAUCUGA